AUGACUGUGCCGUCAGUCAGCAAGGCAUGUUAUCGCUCCAAAGGGAUUCGCAUUGGUGGAAGCCGUUCUAAAAAUGGCUGUUCAACCUGCAGGAUACGAAGAGUAAAAUGUGAUGAGACAAAACCUAAUUUCUUUGGCGGCUCCCAGUUCCGGUGGAUCAAGGCGCUUAUUGUGCAGCUCGGCCAGCAAGAGGAUGCUGUCAACUCGGCCGUCGUGGCCUUUAGCUCCAUGCAUGAGGCGGCGUUUCGCUCUCCACUUGUCAAACCAUCGACGACGAAACAGUUGCAAGGUUCACAGCUGGAUGGCGCCAUUACCUCCAUAUCAAACUCCGAGGAAUGGGUGGUAGCUACGGCCGCGUAUUGCGCCUCUGUGCGAGCACUUCAGCAAUCGAUAAAUAGGCAUGGCCGGGUUGCAGUUCCAGCGGCGCUGGUUUGCUGCAUUCUCUUUGCAGCCCUGAACAUGAUGCAAUGCGAUUACGACGGCGCAGUUUUACACAUUGAACACGGCCUGGGGAUUCUUGCAAAGGAGCAGAGUAUCGAGCGCAGCGGUGGAAGCCUCUGCCUGCCGGGCUGGUCGGCAACGACUGCCGAUGGCGCCAUGUCGGCGCUUGUCUCUGGUUUCUACCGGCUUACCAUUGCCGCAUUCUUCUACGGGCGGACGGAAACUCUGCUACGGGAACGCAUCGUGCUUGCGGCCUCGUCACGGGUGGCACAGCCCUCAGUUGACGGCGUUAGCCUGUUUCAGUACAUGGAUGAGGCGCGCACUUCACUCGCAACACUCGUCGGGUGUACGCUGAAAUUUGCUGCUGAGCUAGAGCAUCUCAAUUCGUGGGGCGCUUCUUUCCGCGCUACGUCUGCAGCAGUGACAAGGGAAGUGGUAAAUAUGGCCGAAUCACGCAUGGUACAUAUCGUCCUCGAGAGCCAAUUUCUGUCACUAGUCAUACUGCUUCACACGUGUUUCGACGCAGAUGAAUCCGGUUACGACGCAUAUUUCGACGAGUUCCGGGCAAUCUUGGAUCUCUGCGACGAGUAUAUAGCGCUCUAUGUCCGGUCACUACAGUCUUUUGGCCUGCAGCGCAAAGGUGGCGAUUUUACUUUUGAUAUGGAAAUUAUGCCGCAGCUCUGGCUGGUCGGAAAGAAAUGCCGACAUCGUCAGCAUCGGAGGCGAUGUAUCGAGUUACUAAAAACGUAUCCUCGCCAGGAAGGCGUGUGGGAUCCCCGACUAAUAUGUAGUCUUGCGAAGCGUACCAUGGAGAUUGAGGAGACAGCACUGUCUGCCGAUGGCUCUUCACUCCCAGCCACCCUAGACAGGCUGUGGACUGUUGAUUUAGACUCGCGAUAUGUGCAUGGUAGUCUGGCCGUGUUCACGUACAAGCCCAUUGCUCUCGGAGGACGUGGCUUGUCUUGGGAAGAGAUGAUCCUUGUUGAGACAGGGCAACAGGAGAAUACUCGUUGA
Molecule: messenger RNA, 1455 nt
Organism: Akanthomyces muscarius
Lineage: Eukaryota; Fungi; Ascomycota; Sordariomycetes; Hypocreales; Cordycipitaceae
Exons: 4
Coding region: 1-1455 (484 amino acids)
Biological process (GO): regulation of DNA-templated transcription
Molecular function (GO): zinc ion binding; DNA-binding transcription factor activity, RNA polymerase II-specific
Source: RefSeq, a predicted model, not a curated record